AUGAGCUUUCCAGGCUAUCCCCCUCCGGUGGGCGGCUACCCGGCAGCCCCAGGUGGUAAUGCCUGGGGGGGCAGCCCGUACCCCCCCACCAACAUGCCCCCGAUCGGGCUGGACAACGUGGCCAACUACGCCGGACAGUUCAACCAGGACUAUCUUUUGGGGAUGGCUUCAAACAUGGCCCGGACAUUUGGAGGCGGGAACAUGCCAAAUAUGUAUCCUGGAGCCCCUGGAGGUUUUUCUCCCAUUCCUCCCGGGAGUUUUGGGCAGCCCCCUCCUGCCCAGCAGCCAGUCCCGGCUUAUGGAAUGUACCCGCCUCCGGGAGGAAAACCGCCUUCAGGAAUGCCAGCAUACCCGGGAUACCCCGGAGGCCCUAUGCCAGGCCAGCCCAUGCCUCCUCCUACACAGCAGGCUCCAGGGGCCUAUCCCGGCCAGCCACCCAUGACCUAUCCGGACCAACAACCGAUGCCACCGCCGUGCCAGCAGCCAAUGCUACCUCCUGGGCAACAGCAGCCCAGCUACCCUGCAUACUCGGGCUCCGUCACCCCGGCCGUCCCUCCAGCCAAGUUUGGGAAUUGCGGCACUAUCACAGAUACUCCAGGCUUUGAUCCUGUGAGGGAUGCUAAAGUCCUGCGGAAAGCCAUGAAAGGGUUUGGGACCGAUGAAGAUGCCAUCAUUGAAUGCCUUACAAGGCGCUCCAACAAGCAGAGGCAGCAGAUUCUUCUUUCCUUCAAAACAGCCUAUGGGAAGGACCUGAUCAAAAAUCUCAAAUCAGAACUCUCAGGGAAUUUUGAGAAGACCAUCCUGGCUUUGAUAAAAUUAAUUUAUUUACUCCUACCCCACGGGAAGUCCCAGGAGGAGUACCUCUCACUUAAGGGCAAUGCUUUGCUGCCAGCUCCCACCUCCAAACUCGCUUUUAAUCCCACCUCUCCAAGAUUGAGUCUCCAGCGAGGCUGGGCUCUGGAGCUGGGCGCCCGCCAACGACAUCAUGAAUGUAUUAACACGUUAGAUAUUACACCUUCAUCUGUGCAGCCACAUCUCUCAAGACACCUCGGGGAUCUUGGGGAAUCGCUCCGCUCGUUUAAGGAGCAAACUGAAACAGCCCACAGAUUUUCAGGGCAAGGCCGAGCUGUGAGGAGGUCCUCCUCCCGGCUGGCGCUCCCCAAGGAUUGGGCUGGGGACACGACCCGGGCUCAUUUACACGGCAAGGAAUAUGUUCCAAACUGGGGGAAAUUUAUAUGA
Molecule: messenger RNA, 1239 nt
Organism: Monodelphis domestica (gray short-tailed opossum)
Lineage: Eukaryota; Metazoa; Chordata; Mammalia; Didelphimorphia; Didelphidae
Source: RefSeq, a predicted model, not a curated record